This is a messenger RNA of Cetraspora pellucida, 372 nucleotides long. The record is from the annotation of a GenBank genome assembly. Lineage: Eukaryota; Fungi; Glomeromycota; Glomeromycetes; Diversisporales; Gigasporaceae.
AUGCCUUCUACAAUAAAUGAAUUUGAACCUAUUAGUAAAACAAAUCAGUUUGAAUUUAAAUUUGAAUUAAUGAAUACUGAAACUUUUGCAAAUGAUGAAAAUAUAUUUUUAUUAGGUGAUGAAAUUGCAUUCUUAUCUCUAAGCAAUGAAAUUGCAUCUUUACUCCUAAGUGAUGAAAUCACAACUUUAUCUUCAGGUGAUGAAAUUAUACCUUUAUCUCCAGCAUCUAUUAGGGAUUAUCUUAAAAAAACCUCUAAUGAAAAUAAUAAAUACCAAUUAUGUACACAAGAAUUUGACAAUCAAACUGCAAUAUCAACUAUUAAUCAGCAUUUUCAAAGCUUUUAUCUUGCUGAAUUUACUAAAAUUAGAUAA